This is a messenger RNA of Hypanus sabinus (Atlantic stingray), 2597 nucleotides long. It is a transcript of the gene arsk, whose product is annotated as arylsulfatase family, member K. The record is from RefSeq and is a predicted model, not a curated record. Lineage: Eukaryota; Metazoa; Chordata; Chondrichthyes; Myliobatiformes; Dasyatidae. The transcript is spliced from 8 exons. The coding region runs from base 24 to 1679 and encodes 551 amino acids.
CGCCUGUCUGUCACUUGUAGGAGAUGGAAUGUGCAGUGGGUUUAAACCGUUCCACCCGAACUGUCUUCAUUGCGCUGUGGUUCCUACUCGCCGUCGUCAGCGCGGAGAUCCGGCACAACAAUGUCAGCUCCUCUCGGAGCCCCACGGGGCAGCAGCAAAGACACGUCCCCGGACCCAACAUUGUACUGGUCACUUGUGAUUCUUUGGAUGGAAGAUUGACAUUCAGCCCACAGAACCAGACAAUUAAUCUUCCCAACAUAAACCUGAUGAGAGACAAUGGCGCAGUUUUUCUCAAUACCUAUAGCAAUUCUCCAAUUUGCUGUCCUUCUCGAUCAGCCUUAUGGAGUGGCUUAUUUGUUCAUUUAACAAAAUCCUGGAAUAAUUUCAAGUGCUUGAACCCUGUUUACCCCACCUGGAUGAAAGUCCUACAGAAUCAUGGCUAUUACACAAAAGUAUAUGGAAAAACUGAUUAUACUUCAGGACACCACUCAGUGAGUAAUCGUGUCGAAGCCUGGACCAGGGAUGUCAAGUUUUUGCUCAGACAAGAAGGUAGACCGAUAGCAGAGCUGGUUGGUAAUGAAUCAACUGUAAGAGUCAUGGACCGUGAUUGGAAAAAUGUAGAUAAGGCUGCUGAAUGGAUACGAUACAAAGCAACACAGCUAAAUCAACCAUUUGUUCUGAGUUUGGGUCUGAAUUUGCCUCAUCCCUAUCCAACUCCAAGUAUGGGAGAAGCAUGUGGAGGGUCCACGUUUAAAACAUCACCAUAUUGGCUUAAAAAGGUGAAUCAUCGAGCAGUCAGGAUUCCAAAGUGGCUUUCUUUCACUGGAAUGCAUCCUGUGGACUUUUAUUCCUCCUAUACCAAGAACUGUACUGGCAAUUUCACAGAUCAGGAGAUCAGGGACAUCAGAGCAUUUUACUAUGCAAUGUGUGCUGAAACUGACUCAAUGCUAGGUAAGAUUUUAACAACUAUUCAUGACACUGGACUCCAAAACAACACUUACUUAAUUUUUACUUCUGAUCAUGGUGAGUUAGCAAUGGAGCAUCGUCAGUUCUAUAAAAUGAGCAUGUAUGAAGGAAGUUCUCAUGUGCCUUUGCUGAUAACUGGACCAGGUAUUUCAGAAGGACAACACAUAUCAGAUUUGGUAUCUCUUGUGGACAUCUAUCCAACUCUUCUUGAUAUUGUGGGAAUCCCUCUUCCAAAAAACCUAAGUGGAUAUUCUCUACUCCCAUUGCUAAGAAGAACACCAAACAAUAUUUUUGUGAAAAAUUCCCGACCUGACUGGGUAUUUAGUGAGUUUCAUGGCUGCAACGUUAAUGCUUCCACCUACAUGAUUCGGACUAGCAGGUGGAAGUACAUAACCUACGCUGAUGGGAUUUCAGUACCUUCCCAACUGUUUGAUCUGAUUGCUGAUCCAGAUGAAUUGAUAAAUGUGGCGACCAAAUACACAAAAAUUACAAGGACUCUUGAUAAGAAACUUCGCUCCAUAUUAGAUUACCCAGAGGUAUCCAGAUCUGUUCAUCAAUAUAACAAGCUUCAAUUCAGCAAAUGGAAAGAAAGUCUGGGAAAGAAUUACACAAAUGUUAUUGCCAACCUCCGGUGGCACCAGAGUUGGCAAAAGAAUCCUGUAUUUUAUCAAAAUGCAAUUGAAAAUUGGUUAAAUUCAACUAUUGGCAUAUAGUUUUCCAUGUAUUAUUACCUACAAGGAUCCAUGUCUAGUCCUUUCCACUUAUCUACUUGCUGAACUUUGGAGACAGUAGAUAUUGUCCACAAAUGUAAAGUCAGAAACUAUACACUCACCAAUGAAAUGCAGGUCUACCUUCCUUGGCCUUCUACUUCUACGGCAGGGGUUCCAACCUCAGUUAAUUGUAGGGGUCUAUGGUAUAAAAUAGGUUGGGAACUCCCGCUCUUGGAGCUUGUCAGACCCAAUCUCAAACCCCUCUUUUCAAGCUCCUCUAUCCAGACCCCUCACCAAAUUCAACUCACCUCAAACUCCACACAUCACGCUCCUCAACUCAAGCAACACUCCUCAGCUGAAACUCUGAUUCUCUAUCUCCACAUCUCACACUCCAUAGAACAUUACAGCACAGAAACAGGCCUUUUGGCUCUUCUUGGCUGUGCCAAACCAUUUUUCUGCCUAGUCCCACUGACCUGCACCUGGGCCCUAUCCCUCCAAACCCCUCUCAUCCAUAUACCUGUCCAAGUUUUUCUUAAAUGUCAAAAGUGAGCCCGCAUUCACCACUUCAUCUGGCAGCUCAUUCCACACUCCCACUACUGUCUGCGUGAAGAAGCCCCCCACUAAUGUUCUCUUUAAACUUUUCCCCCUUCACCCUUAAACCAUGACCUCUGGUUUUUUUCUCCCCUAGCCUCAGUGGAAAACUCCUCUCCUCAAACUCCUCACAUCCAACUCCUCAGGUCAAUCACCUCUUAUCAAACAGCUUUUGUCAAACAUUCUCAUCAAACACCUCAUCUUCAAUUUCCCCUCCUGAAAUUCCUUGCUUUUCUCCUCAGAUGCCUUGCCUCUAACUCCUCUCUGGAUCACGUUCCCUGUCCCCCUUGUCUGGAUCUCUUUCCCCACCCCUCCACCUUAAGUCUGGAU